AACCACCACUUACGCGAGCCCUAAUCAGCGGCGCUCUAUUGGUGCGCCAUGUCGGAAUCCAGAGCUCCGCCGCCGCUGCUCAAGCACAAAUCGUGGUCCCCCGACUCGCACCGGGAGGAGGCUUGGCUCAGGCGGAAGGGGAAUAGCGGUGAUCGACGGGAGCGGAGCAAGAGCGUGACCGACGACGACUUGGAUGAGCUCCGCGCCUGCAUCGAAUUAGGGUUCGGCUUCGACCCCGAUUCGCCCCGUUUGGAUCCGAAACUCGCUCGGACUUUUCCGGCUCUGGAGCUCUAUUGCGCUGUUCAUAGGCACUACGGCGGCGGCAGCUUGUCGCGGUCUUCGUCGUCGACGACUUUGGCAUCAACGGAUUCCGAUACUACGUCGUUGGCAGGAAAUACCCUGCCCGGUCCGAUUUCCGAUCUAGAUAUAAGUGAUGAGCCGGAGAUGAUGAAGACGAGAUUGAGAUACUGGGCGCGGAUGGUGGCCUGUUCGGUGCGACAAAAUUCACCAAUUUUGUGAUCACAACCAAUUUUGGACGGAGUAAAAUAUUUUGUUUUUGGAAACAAAAAUUGUAAAUUUUCAUAUAAUAGUAAUUCCCAUUAUUUUGACUUGGAUUCAAUUGAAAAAGAGUAGCAUUACUUUUUUCCCCA
Messenger RNA from Ipomoea triloba (trilobed morning glory), 650 nucleotides. RefSeq lists its product as uncharacterized. The record is from RefSeq and is a predicted model, not a curated record. NCBI's taxonomy places the organism in Eukaryota, Viridiplantae, Streptophyta, Magnoliopsida, Solanales, Convolvulaceae. The transcript has 2 exons. Bases 49 to 519 code for a protein of 156 amino acids.